Suhomyces tanzawaensis NRRL Y-17324 is the source of this 1608-nucleotide messenger RNA. RefSeq names its product Zcf11p (gene ZCF11). The annotation marks the transcript as partial. Gene Ontology annotation, cellular component: nucleus. The record is from RefSeq and is a predicted model, not a curated record. Lineage: Eukaryota; Fungi; Ascomycota; Pichiomycetes; Serinales; Debaryomycetaceae. The transcript has a single exon. Gene Ontology annotation, molecular function: RNA polymerase II transcription regulatory region sequence-specific DNA binding; DNA-binding transcription factor activity, RNA polymerase II-specific; zinc ion binding. Gene Ontology annotation, biological process: cellular response to starvation; regulation of DNA-templated transcription.
CCAGCCUUACUAACACAACAGAAGAGAAAGAAGACAAACAGAGCAUGCAACCACUGCCACCGGGCCCAUAUGACAUGCGACACCAACAGACCCUGCAAGCGGUGCAUCCAGCGAGGGUUGGAUGCCACAUGUGAAGAUGCACCCCGCAAGAGAAAGAAGUACCUAGCAGACGUGCCCAACUCCAUCCUCAGCCUGGCCAGCAUGGAAAUGGCACCACAACAACCCAAUCCGGCCCAGAAAGGCAUGAACGAGCUCCAGUUUCCGUCCGAUAGCUCGUUUGGUGGGUUCAACCCCGUAAAGUCGGAAUCCAUGUCCAUGCCAAUGCACCCCAACCAGCGGCCCAACGCCCAGCUCCCCCAGUUGCCUCCCCAGUUGUCGCAAUUGCCUCCUCCACAGGGCCUCCCGCUCCCCCAAAUUCCCCAGUACAACCAAUCGCCCAAUCCGUCUAAUGAUCCCCUACAUCGUCACCUCAAGCGUGCUCCUCGAAGGACAAACUUCCUUUCCUCUGCUGCCGAUAUGGAGUACUCCACGCUCUCGAGCAUACUACAGGAUAGUGUGGGCCACCCAGGCCACUCGACUUCCAAUGAAGGCACUCCCAACUCCUUUAACAUCUCCCCAGCAUUAUCACCCAGCACCAUGAGCAAUUCCAUAUCAGGCAACGCCCGAAACCCUCCCUCCGACCUUCAUUUCCAUCAUAAGUCGCAAAUAUCGCCGUACUUCUCGGGCUCGUCCCAGACAUCCUCCCCAAGGGAUCCCGCAGGCAGAUCCAGGAGCAAUACUUCCAUAUACGAUAAUCCACGGUACCCCAAGUGCGACGAGUCGAUCAACCAAUACUUCCUCGGGCCUACGGAGACGGAUAAUGUGCUGAUGUUUCCCGACGUCAUCACUGCCAUCGACUCCAUCAAGCAUAACGAUCCUGCGGUGUACAACGAGCGUAACUCAAAGCUGACCCUCUCGUUCACCAUUGGCAUUGUUCCUGAUGACAGUCACUACACCAAGUUGGGAGAUGCCCAGGACAACGAAGGGUUCUUCAAGGAACCUGAGGAAAUCUACGCCAAGGUCACCAAACCGUUCUCGUACACUCCAGGGUACCAUUCUUUGAUUGCAUACCUCAAAAAGCGGUUUCCCAAGCCAAUGUUAGUGCAAAUGGCCAAGUCCAUGGCUGCAUACAGACCCUCAUUCAUUGCAUGUACCAACUCGCUCAAAGAGGGCGACUUGAUCUUCAUGGAGCAGUGCUUUCAACGGACGUUGUUGACUUAUGAUAACUUUGUGAGAGUCAGUGGUACUCCCACCAUAGUUUGGAGACGUACGGGGGAGAUUGCCUACGUGGGCAACGAAUUCUGCAUUCUCACGGGUUGGUCCAAGAACGAGUUGGUGGGCCAGAAGAAAUUCAUCGUGGAGUUGCUAGACGACAAGUCAGUAGUGGAGUACUUCCAGUUAUUUUCGAGAAUUGCAUUUGGGGACUUUUUGGGUGCUACCAUGACAGAAUGUACGUUGUUGACCCCCAAGAGUGACGUUAAAAUCAGAACAGGAUGUAUGUGGACGCUAAAGAGAGAUGUGUUUGGAAUUCCCAUGAUGAUUAUUGGUAACUUUCUCCCUAUUGUAUAA